Molecule: messenger RNA, 828 nt
Organism: Eriocheir sinensis (Chinese mitten crab)
Lineage: Eukaryota; Metazoa; Arthropoda; Malacostraca; Decapoda; Varunidae
Exons: 3
Coding region: 217-495 (92 amino acids)
Source: RefSeq, a predicted model, not a curated record
CUAAGGUGCAGUAGUGGUGAGGUGGAAUCAGUGGCCAGGCGGUAAGGGCCGCUUGGCGUCUCCAUGCGGACACUUGUGGGCAGAUAACAGCAAACCAGCCAUCCACGUAAUACUCUGUGGAACACCCAUCACGGCUACCUCUUCGUCAGGAAAGUUCGAGAGUCUUCAGCUUUCAGAUCUGAUUUUCGCCUUCGGAGAAGCAAAAAUUAAACAGCAAUGCUGAGAGUGUCUGUGCUGCUUUCCGUAGCCGUGGUGGGCUGCCUCGCCUUUGACUUCACCCAGACGGACCGCUACAAGACAUGGGCGGCUGACCUGAAACCCGGCUUCACCAUCAAGAUGAACGACAGCGGGGAUCGUCGCUGCUACUGCAAGGUGCCGCUGGGCGCCUCCAGCAGCUUCAGUUUUAACCCCAUCGGCGUGCUGUCCUCGUCACCCCUCCAGUCUUCCAGUUUUGAGUUUCACUUCCUGACGAAGCCUCCCACCAACAACACUUAGAUUGUCAGCCAGGCUGCGGGGACCGGCAGGGGAUCCUUGGCGACACUGGCUGAGCCUUCCCAUGGAGAAAACCGUACUCCAAAUGCGAGAUCGUAGAACAUUUUCCAUUCUUAAACUGCCGUUUCUUUAUUCACUGGGUUUAAAAAUAACAUUAUUUUACACAGCCUUGAAGGAGAUCAUAAGAAAUUUUAAAAAGUAGACAAUGAACGUAAUAAUUUAAACAAAAUUGGUACAUUGAAUUUAGUUAGGUGAUAACUGAUAUAAGUGAAGGAUACCGAACAAUGUUGUCCAUAUGAAAAUGCAUCGCCUCUUUAAUAAAUACUGUCAUCCAAG